AUGUUAAUUGUUUAACAUGUAAUAACCCAAAUUAGCAAGAAUAAUAUUGCUUAAGCUGCCCAAAAUAAUUUCCUUACCUAUUUUAAGGUAGAUGUUACUGUGGGAAUGGAUUUUUUGGUACAAAUUGCUAAUAAAAUUGUAUUUCUAGUUGUAUUUUAUGUGAAGAUAAUCUUUCUUGUGAUAAAUAUUCAGAUUAACAUAUUUAUUAAAAUUAAGAUUGUCAUUUUUCAUGUUCAAAAUGCUAUAUCCCUAAUAAAAGCUAUGGUUGCAAAGAAUGCAGUUCAAAUACUCGAUUGCUUUAGAAAAUAACUGGUUCAUGUUUUUGCAAAUCUGGUUUUACAGACAUAGGGUAAGCUGAAUGUUAUGAUGAAAAUUCUUUAAAGCCUAAUCAAGAAGUUUCGAACGCUAAUAAUAAAAUAAUUUAGAUCUUAUUUUUGA
Molecule: messenger RNA, 438 nt
Organism: Tetrahymena thermophila SB210
Lineage: Eukaryota; Ciliophora; Oligohymenophorea; Hymenostomatida; Tetrahymenidae
Product: transmembrane protein, putative
Exons: 1
Source: RefSeq, a predicted model, not a curated record